Messenger RNA from Malurus melanocephalus (red-backed fairy wren), 2023 nucleotides. RefSeq names its product serine/arginine repetitive matrix 4 (gene SRRM4). Gene Ontology annotation, biological process: mRNA processing; neuron maturation; regulation of RNA splicing. The coding region runs from base 1 to 1836 and encodes 611 amino acids. Gene Ontology annotation, cellular component: nucleus. The record is from RefSeq and is a predicted model, not a curated record. Gene Ontology annotation, molecular function: mRNA binding. The transcript is spliced from 13 exons. Lineage: Eukaryota; Metazoa; Chordata; Aves; Passeriformes; Maluridae.
AUGGCCGGCGUGCAGCAGGGCGAGAAGCAGCUCUUUGAGAAGUUCUGGAGAGGCACCUUCAAAGCCGUGGCCACGCCGCGACCCGAGAGCAUCAUCGUUGCCAGCAUCACCGCCCGCAAGCCGCUGCCCAGUGGGACGCUCAGCUGCCUGCCAUGCCCUGCGGAGGACAGACGUCCCGAGAAGCUGAGCAGCUGCGUGGUCAGGGAGUGCYCCACCACCAAUGGCUGUGCGAAGGGGAGGGAGAGACGAGACCAUGCCCACCGCAGGUCACGCAGCCUUUCGUAUGAUGGGGAGCGGCCGCUGCCAGUCCGGGGGAAGAAGAAGAAGAAGAAAUCUGGCCGCAAGAAGCGAAGGAGGUCUCCCUCCUACAGCCCUUCGCCCGUGAAGAAGAAGAAGAAGAAAAGCUCCAAGAAGCGAAAAAGAAACAGGUUGUCAUCAAAGAAGAGAAGGCACAGUUCUUCAAGCCCCAAAAGUAAGAGAAAGGAAGAAAGAAAACACAAAAAACACUCUCGUGGGCGCACCCGGAAAUCCCAUCGGCACCRUCGCUGCCACUCUCGCUCAGAGAGCUCCGACUCCCACUCCCCCAGCUGCCGCAGCAGGCACAGAGCCAGGUCUCGGGAGGAAGGACGUAAAACAAGGMGAAGACACUCCUGGCACCAUUCAAAGAUCACGGCAAAGAGAAGCUCCUCUKCAGAGGUUCAGGCCAGUCAAAAAGCCAGCCAAACCCUCCCACUCUACAGCUUCCUGUCUUCUAAGGAAGUAAUCUCUCAGUCAGGGUCUUCUGCUGACCUCUUUACCAAAACAGACAGCCCGCCUGGCAACCUAGCCAGCCAGAAUGGAGAGUAUCAUGAAUAUGACUCAGGAAACGAUACUUCCUCCCCUCCCUCCACUCAAACGAGCUCAUCCAGGUCAAAGGACAGCCAGGAGAAAAGAAGUCUAGUCCAUGAUGGCUUUGGCCAUGCCUUCUCGUCCGGGAAGCCCAAACUGGCCAACAGCGAUAACAGCUCUGAUUCAGGAAAUUCCUUCACCAGUUGCUUUUCCCAGACCAAGGGAACAGCUUUGGAAAAUCUGUCUCCAGAUGCCCAGGGACAAGACCGAAGAGCGUGCCUGUCCUCAUGUCUCAGCUCUUCAGAGGAGAAGAAGCGAAGCUUCCUCCCAUCCCCAGCCCCCAGCUCCCCGCUCAGGCCUUGCUCCCGCAGCGCGUCCUACACCAGCACGGGCCGAUCCUCCCCCGGCUCCAGCCGCUCCCGCUCCUCGCACCACAAGGCCUCUCCCAGGCACUCCAGAAGCAGGUCCUGCUCCUCGGGAAAGAGGUCUUCCUCACGUUCCCCCAGCUAUUCCUCCAAAUCCUGCAAAAAAAGUCCUGGGAGUAGGAGUUCGAGGCCUCGCCGGAGCCCCAGUUACUCCCRCUACAGCCGUAGCAGGGACCGCGAGCGAGAGCACAAGUACAGCUCCAGCGAGAAGGAGUCGCACCGGGAGCGUGAGCGGCAGCGGCGGCGCCGCUCCUAUUCCCCCCUGAGGAAACGCCGGAGAGACUCUCCCAGCCACCUGGAAGCUCGGCGCAUCACAAGUGCCCGCAAACGCCCCAUCCCCUACUACCGCCCCAGCCCCUCCUCCUCCAGCAGCGCCAGCAGCUAUUCCUCCUGGUACAGCAGCUUUAGCCGCUCCCCGAGCCGCAGCCGGAGCUACUCCAGCUACCGGACGAGCCGGAGCCGAAGCUGGAGCAGCAGCAGCGCCGAGGGCAGGAGCCGCAGCCGGAGCUCGGGCCCCAGGAGCAGCCGCAGCAGGAGCAGGAGCUAUGACUCAGGAGCCAGCUCCGGCAGCCUGCGUCGUUAGGGAGUGCCGCUGCUGGCUGACACCGCGUGCCGGCGUCACCGCCGCAUUCCUGGCAUUCUCCGCUUCCUUCCCACCUACCUGGCCAUCGAUAGCGAUCAUCCCCGAUACUGAUGUGGUGGCAUUGCCGGGUCCCCCUUCCCCGGUGCCCUGGUGCAGUCCCUUCACCCAGCGCGGAGUGGGUGGAUCA